AUGGGAAAAUCAAAUGUUGGAAAAAGUCUAAUUUUAUUAAGUUAUAUAAAUAAUGGUUUUUUAUCUAUGAAAUAUCCUUAGACUACAAUAAGUGUAGAUUUUAAAUAAAAGACAGAAUAAGUAAAUGAUAAAAUUAUAAAUCUUUAACUUUGGGAUACUGCAGGUUUAGAAUAAUUCAGACCUAUAAUAUAAACAUACUAUAAAAAUGCAAAAGCAGCGAUUUUAGUAUUCGAUUUAAAUGAUAUAUAAUCACUUAUUGAUGUAAAGUAUUGGCUAAGGGAACUACGUAUAUAAUGUGGAAAAGAUGUUAUUAAAAUUUUAGUAGGAAAUAAAUGUGAUUUAGAAUAUAAUGAACCUGAUUAGGAAAUUAUACAAUAAUAUUGUAAAGAAUAUGAAAUGGAGUAUAUUAAAACUUCAGCUGUUAUGAAUAUUAAUAUAUAAGAAUUAUUUAGAAACUUAUCUUAGAAAAUAUAUGAAAAAUUUAAAGAUGGUAUAAAUAGUGAAAGAAAAAUUAAAUUAAAUUAGGAAUUUUAAUAAAUUAAAAACGAAAAUAAAAAAAAGUGCUGUUGA
Molecule: messenger RNA, 570 nt
Organism: Ichthyophthirius multifiliis
Lineage: Eukaryota; Ciliophora; Oligohymenophorea; Hymenostomatida
Product: ras oncogene family protein, putative
Exons: 4
Molecular function (GO): GTPase activity; GTP binding
Source: RefSeq, a predicted model, not a curated record